AUAUCGGGAAAAAAAAUUGGCAAGUGUUAUUUAACGACAGUGUUGAAAUUUUCCAAAUUUCAAGAGACGCGCGUGUUACGUUUUGACUGUUUCAUAGUAAGUUUUUGAUUUCUUGGAGUUAUCAAAAAAAUGGUAGAAACGAAGCCAGAUACUUUAAACACAUCUGCAGAGGGCGAUCAUGAUCCUCACUAUGAGCCAAUCGUUACAUUACCUCUCAAAGAAAUAAGGAAUUUUGAGGAGGACGAAAAUGAACUCUUUAAAAUGCACGCAAAAAUUUUCCGGUGGGCGUCCGAGUCUGAUCCCCCGGAAUGGAAAGAACGAGGUAGCGGGGACGUUAAAUUUCUUCAACAUAAAGAGACAAAACGUGUCCGAUUACUUAUGAGAAGAGAUAAAACUCUUAAACUAUGUGCCAACCAUUUUGUGGAUGAGUACAUGAAACUGGAGCCGCACUGCGGAAGCGAGAGAGCAUGGCUUUACAAAGCGUUUGCGGAUUUUUCAGACGACGAGCCAAAACCUGAAUUAUUGGUUAUCAGAUUUUACAACGCGGAACGAGCGACUGAAUUUAAAGAAAUGUUCGAUAAGUGCAUUGAAAUUAAUAAAAAUUUACCCAAAAUUGAGGAUCAAGAAGAACAGGAAAGUACUGAAAAACCGGAAACAACUCAAGAAUCGAAGGAAACAGCUGAAAAAUCGAAGGAAACCACUGAACUUGAAUCUGCCACUGAAAACCUGGAAGCACUGAAAAUAGAAAAGGGUGACAAAACUGAAAAUAACGACGAAAAAAAGACAGAAAAUGGUGAAAAAACUCCUGAAAAAUAUGACGGAAAAGUUGAAACUACCAAAACUGAGAGUUCACCAGAAAAAUAACAGAAUUAUCUGCCAAUUUAACUCAUUUUUUUGUAUGUUUCAGACUUUGAAUUUAGGAUUUUUUUCUAUAAUAAUAUGGAUUCUGGUAAAACAUGCAGGGGACGUUUCAACUUAUUGGAAAAAACAUUCUAAAUUAAAUGACCUCUUAGUUUGGUCGUUUUAUUUUUGAGUCUUAUACUCGCUUAUUUGCGUGGAUAUACGAUAUAUCACAUUUGUCAUGUCAUUUGAAUAGCCUGAGUCUUUGCUAAAUCAAGGCAUCAAAUUUCCCAUAGUUAAUAGUUGCAAUUCAUUACCACUGCCUUUUAUAUUUAAUUUACUUCACUACCAUAUGACCCCAUUGACUGCAAUACAUAACUUUGAUAAUCAUUUAUGUGUAGCUAGUCGGAAUAAUAUCAUUCCAACAAAUAGAAGUCAAUUCUGUCAAUCGAACUUAUGUCAAAUCUUUUAUAUUCUGGUUUGUUUACCCCUUAAUAACAUAAUUCACCGUUUCAAAUUCAUUGAAUGUAUCCCUAUUGACUGCAAUACAAUAACUUUGAUAAUUAUCACUCAUGUGUGACCUGUCGGAAUAAUGUCAUUUCAACAAAUAGGAGUCGAUGCUGACAAUCCCAAUUGGGUUAUAUUCGACAUAGAAUGCUUGAGGUUUAAAUAUAAUCAAUAAAUCUAAUUUUGGCAAUUCUUGGAGUUUAAAAAAAGAUUUGAUAAGUUCUUUAAUAUCAAAUAAAGGCUUUUUUAGCUUGUGAAUAAUAGUUUUUCACUCGAACCAUACAAAAUUUUUCCUAAAAUAAAAAUAUUGCAUAUUAUUAUCGGUAAUUUCAUUUAUUUUGGACAACAUGAAGGCAAAAAAGCAUGAUAAAGUGGCAUUAGCACCAUUCCUUUUAUGUGAGAUUGUUCCGACCAGCUAUAAUGCAUCAUUCCUUUUACACCUGAUUGUUCUGGUCAGUCAUGCUUCAGUGAUUUUCUAUUAGACCGUGCCUCAAUGCUGCUUUUCCAAUUAAUAAUAUCAUCCGUGUUUUUUCAAG
This is a messenger RNA of Styela clava, 1883 nucleotides long. Its product is annotated as ran-specific GTPase-activating protein-like. The record is from RefSeq and is a predicted model, not a curated record. Lineage: Eukaryota; Metazoa; Chordata; Ascidiacea; Stolidobranchia; Styelidae. Gene Ontology annotation, molecular function: GTPase activator activity. Gene Ontology annotation, cellular component: nuclear pore; cytoplasm. Gene Ontology annotation, biological process: nucleocytoplasmic transport.